AUGAUUGAUCAAUGGAAUGAUAUCGAAAGGGCAUAUAGUAUAUUAAAAAAUGAAGCAAGUAGAUCUAUUUUUGACCAAAUAGGAAAUGAAGCUUUCGAGCAUGAUAACUUUUCAAUAAUAGCAUACCGAAGCGAUCAAGAAAUCAUGGCUCUCAACUACUUUGAUUCAAAUAAAGCAUUUCAAGUGAAAGAUUUUGGAGGAAUUAUUAACUUUCCACUUUACCUCGAGUUGCAAGAUUUUAUGACUGGAAAACGAAAGAACUUCCAUAUAUUUCAAUCAGUCCCUUGCGUUUGCAGUCAAAAAGCAAAAACGUGUAAAAAAUGUCAAAGUUCUCCUUGGGUAUCACAAUAUCAGCACUAUACUUUAUCUAUUCCUAAAGGUACACGACCAAAUUCUCGCAUUUUUGCUAAAAACGUUACCGAUUCAGAGAAAUACCGUGGAGCUACAGAUGUAAUCUUUCUUCUGAAACCAAAACCCAAUAAAAACUUCAAAUUAGUCGAAUACGACCUUUAUAGUAACAUUACUGUACCUUUAGCCAGCGCAUUCACCAAACAGACGUAUCCAUUUAAGAAUCUUGAUGGACAAACCAUCCAAUUGACGCUCCAAGAUGUUAAGGAAGGCCAGCAAAUAACAAUUCCUGGAAAAGGAUUCCCUUAUCAAAAUAGUCCAAAAUCCCGCGGAAAUUUGAUUCUGACCGUCACAUAUGAGUUCCCACAUAAUUUAACAGAGGAUCAGAAAUCUAAAAUCAAAAAUAUUCUUUCUGAUGAUAUUUCCGAUUAUAAAUAA
Trichomonas vaginalis G3 is the source of this 786-nucleotide messenger RNA. Its product is annotated as protein folding. Gene Ontology annotation, cellular component: cytosol; cytoplasm. Gene Ontology annotation, biological process: protein refolding. The transcript has a single exon. The coding region runs from base 1 to 786 and encodes 261 amino acids. NCBI's taxonomy places the organism in Eukaryota, Parabasalia, Trichomonadida, Trichomonadidae. Gene Ontology annotation, molecular function: Hsp70 protein binding. The record is from RefSeq and is a predicted model, not a curated record.